Saccoglossus kowalevskii is the source of this 615-nucleotide messenger RNA. RefSeq names its product N-acylglucosamine 2-epimerase-like. The record is from RefSeq and is a predicted model, not a curated record. Gene Ontology annotation, molecular function: isomerase activity. NCBI's taxonomy places the organism in Eukaryota, Metazoa, Hemichordata, Enteropneusta, Harrimaniidae. Gene Ontology annotation, biological process: carbohydrate metabolic process.
GAGGAAGCUGUGAAAAUUCUGAAAAAAAUUGAGUAUUGGGUGUUGGUAGAUGAUGCUGAGCUUGGACGACCAAAGUUAUCUGGGAAUAGUGCAGUUAAUACAUUAGCUGUUCCUAUGAUGUUACUGGUGCUAGUGAGUGAAUUGACAUCAGAUGAUAUUAGAUUGGCUGAUGAAUUCAAAAGUUUACAAGACUGGGCAAUUCAACAAGCACUUCAACAUGUACAGAGGGAUGGUAGUAUAAUAUUGGAGUCAGUGUCCAUUGAUGGUAAGGAGUUGAAGGGAUGCCAGGGUAGGCAGAUGAACCCAGGUCAUGCAAUAGAAGCUGGAUGGUUCCUGUUAGACCAUGCAAUCAAACAUGAUAAACCAGAUUUGAAACAAACUGCUCUUCAGCAGUUUAUUGUAAACCCAUUCAAUACUGGUUGGGAUAAGAAACAUGGUGGUUUGUUUUAUUUCUUGGACUCUGAUGGCUUAUCACCUACACAACUUGAAUGGAAUAUGAAGCUAUGGUGGCCACAUAAUGAAGCACUCAUAGCAUUUCUUAUGGCGUAUAGAGAAACAAAUGAAAGUGUGUAUCUGGAUUAUUUUGCUCAAGUGUUUGAUUACACUUUUAAUCAU